AUGGCAUUUACAUUCGCCACCAUACUCCUCCUCGCACUGGUAGUGGUUGUGGCCACUGCCGAUUACUAUGUGCUGCCACAACCUUACGUUCCUAAACUGGUGAUUAAACCACCUAUCUCCUACACAUCACCGGUUAAGACUCCAUACUUGCCGAAACCAAAUCCUGACACCGCCAUCGAAGGUCUCAUCUUGUGCAAAUCUGGCUACAAAACCUACCCAAUCCAAGGGGCCAAGGUUAAGGUUGUAUGUCCUAUCGUGGACUCGUACGGAAAGCUAGUGGCUAAGGUUACAAUCUCGAGCUACCCAACGGACUUGAAGGGAUACUUCUACGUCAUCACGUACGGACUCUCCAACAAGGUGAAGAACAUCAAUGGCUGCAAAGUAAAGCUUGAGAGCUCUCCGGUUUCCACGUGUAAGAUUCCGACCAAUGUCAACAAAGGUGUCACCGGAGCUCCACUCUCUCCCGACAACUCCAAGUUCCUUAGCCACGACAACUUAAACAUAUAUACCCUUGAACCUUUCUAUUUCUCUACCCCCGUGGCUCCCAAACCGGUUUACUAG
This is a messenger RNA of Arabis nemorensis, 561 nucleotides long. NCBI's taxonomy places the organism in Eukaryota, Viridiplantae, Streptophyta, Magnoliopsida, Brassicales, Brassicaceae. The record is from the annotation of a GenBank genome assembly.